AUGAUUUUGCAGCCACCCCUGGAACGAGAGCCCCCCGGUCGAACUCAGCGUGACCCCCAGGCUACCUUGGGGGCGACCCAGAGCCUGGACGCGAGCUCCCCUCUCCGAGCUGUGCCCAUGAGCACCAAGCGGCGCCUGGAGGAGGAGCAGGAACCCCUUCGCAAGCAGUUUCUGUCCGAGGAGAAUAUGGCCACCUACUUCUCUCGACUCAGCCUGCAUAAUGACCACUCAUAUUGCAGUCCCCCAGGGGCUAUACCCCCAGCCCUGCCCCCUCUCAGGAGACCUUGCUCAGAGCUGCUGCUGUGGCGCUACCCUGGGAAUCUGAUCCCAGAGGCCCUCCGAUUGCUGAGGCUGGGAGUCGCCCCUACCGCCUAUUAUCCUGUUGCCCCAGCUGCGGACCUUAUAGAGCUCUGA
Messenger RNA from Elephantulus edwardii (Cape elephant shrew), 414 nucleotides. RefSeq names its product host cell factor C1 regulator 1 (XPO1 dependent) (gene HCFC1R1). The transcript is spliced from 4 exons. The coding region runs from base 1 to 414 and encodes 137 amino acids. Lineage: Eukaryota; Metazoa; Chordata; Mammalia; Macroscelidea; Macroscelididae. The record is from RefSeq and is a predicted model, not a curated record.